Messenger RNA from Aethina tumida (small hive beetle), 1479 nucleotides. It is a transcript of the gene Pus1, whose product is annotated as pseudouridylate synthase 1 homolog. Gene Ontology annotation, cellular component: nucleus. The transcript has a single exon. The record is from RefSeq and is a predicted model, not a curated record. Gene Ontology annotation, molecular function: pseudouridine synthase activity; RNA binding. Gene Ontology annotation, biological process: tRNA pseudouridine synthesis; mRNA pseudouridine synthesis. NCBI's taxonomy places the organism in Eukaryota, Metazoa, Arthropoda, Insecta, Coleoptera, Nitidulidae. The coding region runs from base 119 to 1459 and encodes 446 amino acids.
AACCUCACAUUCGCUACGUCAAUAUUUAUCCUCAAAACACGUUUUUAUCCAAACAUGUGAAUAAAAACCUUGGAACAAACAACUCUUGAAUAAAACACGGACGGUGUGUGUAUAUGGUAUGUUACAGAAACUGACCAGCGUUGUCGUAACCGCAACAAGGAGCCUGUGCCUCCAAAAACAGCCGCCGAAGCCCGCAUUACAAUUCUUCCCGUUCAGCAUGAAUAAGUCAGCGAAAAAACCUCGCUACGACGGCAGAUGCAAAAAAAGACAAUGGGAGGAUCGACGAUCGGACAAAAUCGAGACGGACACUGACGGUGCCAAGCAACCAAAGCUGGAAACUUUGGUGCCCCGCAAUGAAAACGAUGAAAGGUUGAAGCGCCGUAAAUACGUACUGCUCCUGGGAUAUUCCGGCGUUGACUAUUAUGGCAUGCAACGCAACCCAUACACAAGGACCAUCGAAGAAGAUCUACUGAAAGCUCUGCGAAAGGUGAACCUGAUCACAGAUAAUUGCUACAACCAGGUACAAAAUAUGCAGUUUCAAAGGGCAGCCAGAACUGACAAGGGUGUUUCUGCAGCUCGACAAGUGGUGUCCAUGAAAAUGUACGAGAACGUGGAUAUAGAAAAAAUCAAUGAAAAUCUACCGGACGCGAUUCGAGUGUUUGCAUACAGAAGAGUGACGAAAGGCUUCAAUAGCAAAUCGCAAUGCGAUGGCAGGACUUACAUUUACAUAACGCCGACCGUUGCGUUUGCCAAACACGGCGAGCCAGCGUCCCAAACAGACUACAGACUGGAUGAUGAAACACAUAAGAAAAUCAAUGAUGUAUUGAAAAAGUUUGUAGGGACCAAAAACUUUCACAACUUCACAUCAAAAAAGAAAUACAACGAUCCUAGUGCGACGAGAUUCAUUAAAUCGUUUGAAUGUGAGAAACCUUUUGUGAGGGAUGGAGUGGAGUUUGUGGUUUUGAAAGUGUAUGGACAGAGUUUCAUGCUGCACCAAAUUCGAAAAAUGGUCGGACUUUUACUGGCGGUAAUUAAAGGUAUCGGAACGGAGGAAACGCUCACUCAAGCCUUCACAAAGGAGAAACUAAUUGUGCCUCGAGCUCCUGGAUUAGGGCUUGUAUUAGAUUUUGUCCAUUAUGAAAGGUAUAACUAUAGAUAUGGUGAAGAUGGCAUGCAUGAAAAAUUAUUGUGGGAUGAUGUGGAAGACAAAGUGCAAGAAUUUAAGGAGAAAUUCAUUUAUCCUACUAUAGUUAACACUGAAAUUAAGGAGGAAAGUAUGGUAAACUGGAUUAACAACAAAUUGGCCAGGCAUUCUUAUAAUGAGGAAGAUGAAGAUGAUGAUGAAAAGGACGAGAAUGAUAGCGACGACGAAGACGGGAACAACGGAAAAGGUUUUAAUGGAAAUGUUACUAAUGAAAAAGUAACAGAAGGAGAAUGUAAAGUAGAGAAGCUUAAUUAAUACAGUAUGUUAUGUAAUAA